AUGAACCAGAGCUGGGUAUAUGUUCCGGCGUUUAUGUUUCGGCAAAGACAUAGUGUCUUUGGUUUGGGGAAAAGAAAUUUUACCAACCCAGAGCAGGCUGGAUAUGUUGGAUUUGCUAAUCUACCAAACCAGGUGCAUAGAAAAUCAGUUAAGAAAGGCUUUGAAUUCACAUUAAUGGUAGUAGGUGAAUCUGGUCUUGGCAAGUCUACAUUGGUGAAUAGUCUGUUUCUUACUGAUCUCUACCCUGAGAGGCAGAUCCCUGGAGCAGCAGAAAAAAUUGAUAAGACCGUUACCAUUGAUGCUUCAACCGUGGAAAUUGAAGAACGUGGAGUGAAGUUACGACUGACUGUAGUAGACACCCCAGGCUAUGGUGAUGCUAUUAAUAACUCAGAUUGUUUCAAGCCAAUAAUUAAAUACAUAGAUGAACAGUAUGAGAGAUAUCUACAAGAUGAAAGUGGUUUGAAUAGACGUAAUAUUGUUGAUAACCGAGUUCAUUGUUGUUUCUAUUUUAUUUCACCGACUGGACACGGGUUAAAACCAUUGGAUAUUGAAUUCAUGAGAGCCCUCCAUCAUAAAGUGAAUGUUGUUCCUGUCAUUGCCAAGUCAGAUACACUCACAAAGAAAGAAGUGUGGAAACUGAAGAAUAAGAUUGUAGGUGAAAUAGAGGAGAAUGGAAUUUCCAUGUACAGAAUACCAGACUGUGAUUCUGAUGAAGAUGAAGAUUUUAAAGAACAAAACAAACAAAUAAAGGAGAGCAUGCCAUUUGCUAUUUGUGGAUCAAGCCAAUUAAUUGAAGUUAAAGGUCGAAAGGUCAGGGGUCGUUUAUACCCAUGGGGUGUUGUGGAAGUUGAAAAUCCUGAUCACUGUGACUUUAUUAAACUGCGAAGUAUGUUAAUAACACAUAUGCAAGACUUACAGGAAGUAACACAGGAUGUACAUUAUGAAAAUUUCCGAUCGGAAAAAUUGGCUCGAAGUGGUGGCAGCAAGUCCCGUCCACCAGUGAAAUUGAAACGAGAGGAAAGUUUAGAAACCAAGAUGACAGAAAAAGACAAGAUAUUGCAAGAGAAAGAAGUUGAGCUGAGGCGUAUGCAGGAGAUGUUAGCUAAGAUGCAGCAACAGAUGGCUCAACAAGGCGGCUCUACUGUCAAAACACAGAACCUAUAAAUAAACUUUAACAAUGGAAUCCGAGAGCAUAUUUACUGUUACUUGAAUGUAUAUAUGAAAAUGAAAUGACUAGAAAGACGAAAGUUCCAUUCCACAGAUGGUGAAUCAGAAAAAGGCGCUACAUAACAUUGCCAUACUAUUCCUUGUUUUGUUUUUGAAAUAUAUUUUUUAUUGAUUUUCAAUACUAUACUUAGAUUUACUUUAUAUAAAUUCUUAAAUUUUCAUAUUGUCUAGAUUUACUGAUUAUUAAUAAUUUCAUCACUGUUUAAACCAUUCAUAGAAAGUGGUAAAUGAUGAUUCUUGGUAGUUAGUGAUUAUAAUCAGACAUAUCUGAAUAGGUUUUAGAAUUAAUCUAUUCAUAUAUACUAUUGAUUAUGAUCAUGCCCAAGACAUCUGCUAAUGUUGAAUAAUUACCAAGGUCUUACCACUUACCAUUUAUUUUAUAUAUCGGUCCUAGCAUCUAUCCCAUCCCAUCUACAAAAUACAUAAUUUACAGCAUUUUAUAUGUUUCCAUCAAUUUCAGACUUUUUUUGUUGGAGGUGGGAUAUUAAAACAAAGUUGGGGAAAGCAUUUAUAAUAGUUGUUUAAAUACUUAGAAUAUUGCAUGUAGAUAGAUUGCAUCUUGUUAAACAUUGUUUUGAUAGUUAUGCAAUUAUAAAUCAGAUUUUUUUCCCACCAAUUGUUUAAAGUUGUUGAUGUAUGGAUAUGCUUUACAAUGAUCAAUCGAUCAUAGAUGCACAUUACUGUCGAGAUUUGUUGAGAAAGAAAAAAUGUUUGCUCCUCAAACAGUUUUCCACUUUUACUGUCGCCACUUUCACUGUUUCCCUAAUUUCAUGUAACGAGUAUUUAGAACAAUAAACAGGAGAUAAUAGAACAUGAUUCAAGGGGCAAAGACGGGUCUCGUGGCUCUCUAGUCGUCAGUAAGAUGUUGACAGUCAGUUGUAUCUAAGAUCUGUUUACAUCAUGCUUGGGUCACAAUAAAAAACAGAAUAGUGUUCAUGUGUCGUUUCUGCUGUUAAACAGACUCUUUUAAAAGCACAUUGCGGUACAAAUACGGUAUAUGUGCUGGCAAUCAUGUUUUUCAGUCAUGACUAUUGAUAAAUUACUAUUGAUAAACAGAGAAGAAGUAUGUCUGUAAUUACAAAUAAAUUGGGCAGAUUUUUACACAAUGUUCUAUGUUUCUACUUAUACCCAUUCAUUUUCAGAAAUUGUUGUAAAUCGUAUGCUAGUAUCUGCGUAGAUGUGUGUUAUAUUUCUAGUGUACUCUGAAAUAAGUGUUGACAGCAUUAAUAGGAGUACCAUGAGUACUAGUGGAUUCUUAGUGUUCACCACACAAUAUUCAGUAUUAGGGGACAUUGUACGUUUACAAUUACUGGUACAAUAGAUAUUCAUGCAGAUACCUAUUCUAAUAAAUGCCAUUUACUCAUUUAUUACUUAACAAAUAUGCACAAUAUAUUAUCCAAACUAUGCAGAAUGUGCAUUUAUGGUUGUGGAUGUUUUUAUUCCUAAAUAAAAAAGUAUUGAUAGAG
This is a messenger RNA of Saccoglossus kowalevskii, 2693 nucleotides long. RefSeq names its product septin-2-like. The record is from RefSeq and is a predicted model, not a curated record. Gene Ontology annotation, molecular function: GTP binding. Lineage: Eukaryota; Metazoa; Hemichordata; Enteropneusta; Harrimaniidae. Gene Ontology annotation, biological process: cell division.